Molecule: messenger RNA, 798 nt
Organism: Panicum virgatum (switchgrass)
Lineage: Eukaryota; Viridiplantae; Streptophyta; Magnoliopsida; Poales; Poaceae
Exons: 2
Coding region: 127-516 (129 amino acids)
Source: RefSeq, a predicted model, not a curated record
UCGCAGGGGCCACAGUGUUUUGGCUGACGUAGCUAUGCUGCGCGGCCGCCUCCCCUGCGACGAAUGUUAUCAGAGAUAUGGCCUGGCGUUUGGUGUCCCUUGCACACUUCCUGGAGAUGACUGCUAAUGUCUGGGCACAAGACGACCGAUGGAGGAAUUACCGGAGAUGGAGCAGACCCGACAAGACUGGAGAGGAGAUAUGGGGUGAUGAAGGCUCAUGGAAAUCACGUCCAGGACACGGAGGCAGUCUACCUCGACCACUAUGAGGUGCAGGGUGACCUGCGCUGCAGGAGGCGCCUCGUCUUCCCUCCGGCGGUCGCCCAAGCUACCAGAGCCGAGCCGCUUGUACUGCUGCUGGUGGAGGCGAUCGAGGCGGAGGCGGCGGCGGCGGAGGAGGAGGGAGCCCAGGAGGAGAAGGCGGCAGCGGAGGCUCCUGUCCAGGCUGAAGCGGACGCCACGGGAGGAGCUCAUGCUGGCGGUGAAGCAGCCGGGGGAGCGGAUCUUGGUGCUGAGUGAACAGCCUCGGGUGGCUAUGCGGCGGCUGAGAAAGCGUGGUGAGUUGCUAAUCACAUUUGUGGCGCGUUUGUGGUACAUUUUCUAUGGCGCAUCUUUUAUAGAAGAACUUAAAUUCUUCCUGUUAGUCGGAGUUCCAGUCCUUGGGUGACUGGUGACUCUCAUGCCUUCAAUAAGAAACUGAAUUACGUGUGAUGCCAUUUGACUGACAUAAAUUUGGUCAUUGCAGUAAAAUUUGAGAUCCGCAAACAAAGUGAUUAAUUCAACAACUUUUACUUCUUCCAA